CAAAAGGCGCAAAACCUGGCUCGAAUACGAGAUAACCAACGACGCUCCCGCGCUCGCCGCAAAGAGUAUCUUCAGGAGCUUGAGAUCAAGUUGCGAGGUUGCGAGCAGAUCGGUAUCGAAGCAUCAGCAGAGAUCCAGAGUGCAGCCAGAAAAGUUCUCGAUGAGAACAGAAAGCUGCGCUCGCUGCUACUAGAGCGCGGUGUAUCUGAAGCAGAUAUCAUGGCAGCACUUGGAGUUUCUGUCGAUAAAUCAUUCGAUCAAGUCUCAUCGACAGCGGCGCUCAGCAAUGUGCUUGAGCAGCGCACCACCAGUAAAUUGGUAACCUCGGCAAGCUCGUCAAUUCCUUCACAGCCCAGGGCUGUUUCAGUUCCUCGACACGUGCCUUCUGUGUCGUCGCUCAGUAUUCCUUCGACACGCCCUGCCACAUUGAGCGGCUGCGAACCGUUGAGUCCCACGUCGAUAGUAUCGAGCAUGGGGACACCUCCACCGGUCUCAUAUCAUGCACCGUGCUACACUGCACCGUCAAGCCUGCAAGCCCCGGAAGUCAAGGUAGAGGACAUCCAGUACGAGUACCCUUAUGACCCAUCCCAAAACCAGCAAUGGGCAUAUCCGCAGGCUUACCCAUACUCCCCGGAUCCCGUCGCAUAUUUUGGAGCAUCGUCGUGCGUGGAAGCUGCCAACAUCAUCAGAACUAUGCAUUCAGAUGCUAGUUCCAUACAUCGCAUCGAUCAAGGAUGCGCUCCUCUCGCUCAACCGUAUUACAACAACAAUCAUAUGCUCUACCCUCAAUCUGACUCGCUAGAACAGUCGCCUCAGCGGCCCGAGCAGUUGCGAGUGGAAGGCCCGACUGAAAUCACGACUCCUGUUACUGUUCAAUGGGCUCUGCCAACGAUCGGGUUGAAAGAUCAUAGUCCUAACGUGACGUACGCGGCGAGGUUUGCGCAUCGCCUCUAUCAGCGGCCUUGGAGUCAACUCCAGGCAGGACAGAACCCUUUUGGAUUCUCACGUAUCAGAACACCGGUUUUCCAGCGUGCAGGCAAAAGUCUAACCACAGUUGGUGACAACAGUCUGAACAGGAUACAAUUCGUCAGCUUGUUCAAUCAAAUAAAGGAGGACACUUUGUCCGCAGCAGGUCGGGCCAGGCAAGCAACAUACACCUCGGACAGAAUUCGAGAAGCGCUCUUGAAUACAGGAGAUGAUGUGGCAGUUAUUCUAUCACGGUCAGGGUCCAAUCCAAUCCUGCAGUUGGACCGCGAUUAUCGACUCUUCGAGACAUCUGAGAUGAUUUGUCGCCGGAUAGUUGCCCCUGCAACAACAACACCAGCCGUGGAGGACGCACGAACAGAGUUUUUCAUUGAGCUCCCACCAAACACACGUGUCACGGUGAAUGACGUCAGUUAUUUUAACAGAGAUCCUGAGGAAAAUAGAGGGGUUGCCAGACCUCUAUCACCCUUUUUCAUUGGACCUCUUCAUCCUUACACCGUUGUCGAAUUUCUGUCACAGCCACUGUUCUUUUUCCGCAAUGGAGAUGGCUUGCGUUUCACACAAAAAGUCGGAGGGAAGCAGAGUGAGUUGCCUGCGGAUGAACAAAGAGUCCGCGACGCACGUGGGUUUGCCGAGGGCCUUGAAGUCGAAAUCCUUUGGACACCCGUAGUCGACGCACCUCCUACUGCGCCAGAGCUGCCAAGUGAAAACACACCAAAUCUCCCUCAGACGGGGGACGACAAUUUUCAACCGUCGACGAAGACGACCGACAAUAAUCAGAAAACCGCGAAGACAAAGGGCAACGAUCAGCCAGCCACAGGGGUCGACAAUGGUCAACCAUUUCCGAAAUAUGAACAGUCUCCAUGUGCAUACCUCAGAGAAUGUCUUGAACGACUGAAAGAACAAUUCAAAUCUGGCCAUUCUUCUCGAAUACUGAACGAAGAAACUGUUUUGUACUGCAUACGCGCCGUCGCACAAGCAGCUACCGGGAACAUCACAUACCUUCAUGUGAUUGAUUCGGCACCUUGGACACAUAGCUCUGGUGCUCGUGCUAGAUUAUACAGUCUCCUCGCGAACGCUGUAAAUGAGAGUGGGGUGGCGCCCAAUGUCGACGCUACUCAAUGGGCGUUUUGCGCACCACAGAGCGACCUUUGGCACGCUGCAUAUUAUACUGUACUGAACGCGUGGAGUAUUACCUUUGGCAUGCAGCUCAGUCCUAGCUUCAGGCCUUCUCCUGACUUCUUUGAUGAGGCUUGGUUGGUUUUUCAAGCUGCGGUGGCUGGCCAUGCUGACUGGAAACUUAUCUGGUCUUUCCUUCAAUGCCAUAAGUUCGCGACAUCUCAACAGCCAGUCGAAAGAUUUCAAAUCGAAAGGACUACGAAAGGGCUUGAAGAACCGCUGGCGGGCUCGUUAGGGUCGGCUCGCGACAGCUUGACCACUGCUAUCGAGACGUUGGAACAACUGCGACACUCAGAUGAUUUUCCAUGGGACGAUUGGGAAGAUCAAGAUGCUGAUCUACGACUGCCUGCAAUCUAUCGAGCAGGUUUGCAAUUCAACACGAUGCCCUUUCCUCGCGAGAAGCUCCGCGCCGUAUAUGACACCAUCAAGGGUCCGGAUAUGCAGAGGACCUUGGAAGACUUCCCGUCAGAUGUCCGAUACUGGUCGUACGUCAAAGAGCAGCUCAAGAAGCUUCUAGUGCGGCAAAAAACCAAAAGCUUGAUCAGAAUCCUUUCAGAGACGGGGUUCACCACAGAGAUCAAGCGAUUCCUUCAUGAGGAUGACGUCUCAACUGCAAUCGCAUCGGUUACGCAGGCUGUCACUGCCGCACAGGACAUCACCGGUGGAUUCUGCUCAAUACCCCAGCAGGAUGUACAGGAUGCACAACUCUACGUAUCAUAUCCUGAAGACGAUUCUAUAGUUCAGCUGUCAAGUGCGGUGCGAUUUGGGAGACCGAUAAUCGUGCCCCUUUUGUUGGAUUCCCACAUCGUGCUUAUUGUUGUGCAGCAAGACAACGAAGGGGCUGUGCAAACGGCAGUCUGGGACUCUAAGGCAUAUCACUACAAGGAAGCAGAGCGCGAGAUAAUCCAUCGGAUGAUCCGGGCUAUUGUUCAACAUACAGGCUGGUGGCGCCACACUUUCGAGAAGUUUGAAGACGUCAAAUUUGCGAAAAGCAGUACGCAAUGGAUGCCAUGCGCUCAGCAGUCUGGGUCCGCUGAGUGCGGUUAUCAUGUGAUUAUGAACGCCUGGGCGGUUGCCCUGGGACUUUUGCCAAAUGUAAACUUUAAUCCUAUCUGGUACGCAGAGGAAGAUGGUGAAACAACACAAUCCACAUUCCUGCAAGACCUGCAGAGUAUCAUUAAGCUGGCAAGAGUUGGACUGGCUGAUUGGAAACUGAUAUAUGCGUUUCUUAGAUGCCAUCACUUUGCCCACGAAGGUAAUGUGCCAAACGACAGGCGCUUCGGAAGCACCGUUGCAAUGAUGAGCGAAAGUUCUUUGAAGUCGCACAUAGCAGCUUUGAGAAUGGAAGAGAAGCAGUAUUGGACUCAAACCAAGCUUUCAACUGCGAAUCUUCAGUCUUUCAGGCAGACCAACCAAACACUUCUGGGACCUGGUAGGGAUCAUAACGACCCGGAACGGUUCAUAUCGGACACCUGGGAUAAGGUUGGCGACGUAGUGGUUGCUCUCGAUCUUGCGCGAGAUGGCAGACUUCGACUACAUCUAGAAAAAGCCAACCUUCGACGCUACGAGAUACAGCGGAGACGACCAGAUGGGAAAAGUGCUCCAGAUCAUGCCAAGACUCACGCGAUAAUCUCUCGCUGUGCUGACUUUGUGCAAGCUCCCGGUACCAACGCCUUUCUUGUUCAUCAAAUUCAAAGCUUCCCACAACCGCUCAGCACUGAGCUUUCUCUCUUCGGAUACGGUAUUACGACCGAUCAAAACACGCAGGGAGCUUUUGCCGACCUUCAGUUUCCGGCGGUGCCCGAUGACGCCAGAUUGACGCUGUUGACCGAUUUACAGGUUGUGCACGCCAUCAGCGCUGUCACACAAGCCAUUGAUGAUCAUCAGACGGACUAUCAUCGGAGGUUCAACGAAGACUUCAUCUUUGGCAGUGGCCUUGCACUGGCCAGCUACAACGACAUCGCAAAUUCUAGAGACUUCGACGAUGCUACUAUCAACAAUACGACUAUGCACACCUCUCGUCCGCGCCGUUGUUGGAUACUCCCCAUGACUGUGGCCAGCAAUGAGAUUUGGAAGUUUGAGAGGCGAUAUCAGGGCUCGAAAAACCCGGCUCCAAGCGAGUUGAGGGCACACACCUUCCUUGCUGUUCUCCAGGAAGAGACCAGAUCUCAAUUCACUGAUGAAGAAGGAGAAAAUGCCGAGGAAGUAGAGACUGUCGACUUUCGGAUGUACUUCCUUGAUAGCAGCGGAGUAUUCAACACUCGUCGCAACGCUCUUUAUCAGAUGGUGGUCAACACGGCGUACAACAUGAAUUGGGCGACACACCGCAACCAGCCGAUCGAGGCAGAUCCCGAGUUGGCGAUUCGGGAAUUCUCGACAGAGCUCGGUAUCGUCAAAGUUGCCCAACAAACACAAGGAGGAUGGGCCUGCGGUUAUCACACGAUCCUGAAUGCCUGGAUCCUCGCGCUACGUUUGACGCCAAAUCCCGAGCACAGGUUCACUUCGGACGACUACAUCAUGAUUGCGAAACUCUCACGUAGCGCUGUCGCUGGACUCUUGAACUGGAAAGACCUCGUGGCUUGGCUGUUCUGGCGCAGGGCUGUGAUGGAACGUGACAUCAGAGAAGUGUAUGAUGACCGACGAUUUGCA
This is a messenger RNA of Boeremia exigua, 4812 nucleotides long. RefSeq lists its product as uncharacterized. Gene Ontology annotation, biological process: proteolysis. The annotation marks the transcript as partial. NCBI's taxonomy places the organism in Eukaryota, Fungi, Ascomycota, Dothideomycetes, Pleosporales, Didymellaceae. Gene Ontology annotation, molecular function: cysteine-type peptidase activity. The record is from RefSeq and is a predicted model, not a curated record. The transcript has 6 exons.